This is a messenger RNA of Papilio machaon (common yellow swallowtail), 1354 nucleotides long. Its product is annotated as protein ANTAGONIST OF LIKE HETEROCHROMATIN PROTEIN 1. The record is from RefSeq and is a predicted model, not a curated record. Lineage: Eukaryota; Metazoa; Arthropoda; Insecta; Lepidoptera; Papilionidae. Bases 153 to 1319 code for a protein of 388 amino acids. The transcript has 2 exons.
UUUAUUUUUGCAAAGAUUUAUCAAACUGCGAAUUUUGGCAACGGCUAAACUUUUUGGCUUAAUGAGUACAAUGUGUAGAUAGAAUUAUGACUUAGCGUUACACUAAUAUAAUAUUCUAAGUUAAGUUUCGUUCUUUAUAUACUCAGUUUAAAAUGAAUUUCGAUAAAGAUUUCGUCAUGGACUUCUUUUUGGACGACACUGUCUCAACACUAAACAAAGUAGUAGUAGCAGUAGCCAACGUUGUUAACGAGAAUAAUGAAAAUACGAGUUGUUUUGAUGAACUUUUAAUAAAAGAACAAAGCACACACAUAAUACGAGAACAGAAACAAAAAGUUAAGAAAAAGUCAGAUGUAACAGGUGUAAAAGCAUAUUUCGAAAAUUUUGUUGUUAAAUUUACUGAUGAGGAUUAUCUUGAAAAGUAUCAAAUGAAAAAGAGUACUGUACAGGCAUUGAUAAACUGUUUAAAAGAAUUCCAAUCUGGCUGUACAAUUAUUCCCUUAGAGAAAAAAGUGCAUAUUUUCUUAUGGAUUCUAACAAGUGAUUAUUCUUUUAGUGAGACUGGUGUGUUGUUUGGAUUGCAUAAAUCCUCCAUUAGUUACAUAUUUUAUGAAAUUGCUUCAAUACUCACUGAGCAACAAUAUAAUUAUAUAAAUUGGCCCUCUAUAAAGGAGCAGCAUAUGACUAGAGUAAAAGUGAAUAGUAGAUAUAAAUUCCCAAACUGUGUAGGUUUUAUUGAUGCCUGUAGGCUCAAAGUGGGUUCUAAAAAACACAGAAAGAAUGUUUCAGAAACAAUAUUAUUGCAAGCGGUUUGUGAUGAAUCCCUAAGCUUUCUUGAUGUGCAUUUAGGAAAAAUUGGGGACACUAGAAAGAGUAGAGUUUUCAGACAGAGCCAACUAUCUAAAGAACUUAAAAAUUUCAUUGAUUUUGAAAAUCACAUUCUUGGCGACUCAAAUUAUAGGUUAAGAAAAAAUCUAAUAACACCAUUCACAAGUGAAGAGUUGUUGACAAGUGAGGAAAUGAAAUUCAACGAGGUGCAUUGGAAGACUCGCAGUUAUAUAGGUCAUGCAUUUGAAUUGUUGAGAAGGCGUUUUAAGAAAUUAAACCAUUUGGAUGUAAAUAAACAAGAGUCUAAUGACACUAUUAUACUUGCCUCAUGUGUGUUACAUAAUUUUGUUAUACUCCAUGAAGGAUGUUCUGAAAUUAAGCAUGAGCCUGUAAUUUGUGAUGAUCAUAUUAUUAUUGAUAGAGAAAUUGUUAAGACUGCAAUUGAAAAGCGUCAAUACCUUUGUAACUAUAUUAAUUAUCUUGAUAGCAGUUAAAUACUGAUUGAAUUUUCUCCAUCCAUAUACACAUU